Protobothrops mucrosquamatus (brown spotted pit viper) is the source of this 790-nucleotide messenger RNA. RefSeq names its product cilia- and flagella-associated protein 298. The record is from RefSeq and is a predicted model, not a curated record. NCBI's taxonomy places the organism in Eukaryota, Metazoa, Chordata, Lepidosauria, Squamata, Viperidae. The transcript has 6 exons. The annotation marks the transcript as partial. Gene Ontology annotation, biological process: regulation of cilium movement.
CACUGGGCUUAUGUAUGCCUUAUUUUGAUACCAUCCUACAAAGCUUCCAAGAUCUGUGCUGUGCUAGCUCCAAAUGAGAAAAUGAAACAAGUUUUAAAAGCAACCAUAGGAGAAGCUAAGGCACUGAUUUCUAAGGAACAAAUGGAAGCCAACGUAUGCGUUACUACCAGUAUGGUGAAAGAUGCACUCGACCAGCUCCGAGGAGCUGUAAUGAUUGUUUAUCCAAUGGGGCUCCCUCCAUAUGACCCAAUUAGAAUGGAGUUUGAAAAUAAAGAAGAUCUGUCAGGAACUCAAGCAGCCCUUGAGGUUAUUGAAGAACCAGAGGCCCAGCUGUGGUGGGCAGCAAAGGAACUCAAAAGAACAAACCAGCUUUCUGACUAUGUUGGCAAAAAUGAGAAAACUAAAAUUAUCAUCAAAAUACAAAAAAAAGGGCAAGGAGCUCCAGCACGUGAACCUGUCAUAAGUGGCGAGGAACAUAAACAGAUGAUUCUUUUUUAUCACAGAAGACAAGAAGAACUCAAGAAAUUAGAAGAAAAUGAUGAUGAUUCAUUUUUAGAUUCCGAAUGGGCUGAUAGUCAUGCCUUGAAAAGACAUUUUCAUGGUGUCAAGGAUAUUAAGUGGAGACCAAGAUAAGUUAUUUUGGCAAGAAAAAAUAUUUUUAAGAUAAAACUAACACAGCAAGUUACAUAGGUAACAUCAAUGCACAUUUACUCAUUAAAACUAAAUAUUAGAUUUUUAUUUAUUUAUAAUGUUGAUUGCCUUGUAGUCAAUAAAUCUAUAUUAUUAGGAU